Molecule: messenger RNA, 2765 nt
Organism: Paralichthys olivaceus (Japanese flounder)
Lineage: Eukaryota; Metazoa; Chordata; Actinopteri; Pleuronectiformes; Paralichthyidae
Gene: naa35
Product: N-alpha-acetyltransferase 35, NatC auxiliary subunit
Biological process (GO): N-terminal peptidyl-methionine acetylation
Cellular component (GO): NatC complex
Source: RefSeq, a predicted model, not a curated record
CUUUAACACUGUUAUACACCUCCACUGCGCUGGAUUCACUCUAUACCCGGUUCAUUAGGAGGCUUGAGCUCCUUCUUGUCGCACUAGGACUACAUUUCCCGUGCCGACGUGACAGCGGCUUAUGACGUCAAAGCUAUGCGCCGGUUCUCACAGUUCUCGAUGAAGGUCUUGAUUAGCUACAAAAAAUAAUACCAGAUAUUAAGUCACCAUGGUGAUGAAGUCAGCGGUGGAGGAUGAUGAUGCUGGCUGGGGGUUAGGCAUCCCAGAAAAGAUGAAAAACAAUGCCAACUGGGUUGAUAUUACACAUGAAUUCAAGGGUUCAUGCAAAGAGUUGAACCUUGGGGAGUUGCUACAUGACAAAUUGUUUGGCCUUUUUGAGGCUAUGUCAGCCAUAGAGAUGAUGGAUCCUAAGAUGGAUGCAGGAAUGAUUGGAAACCAGGUCAACAGGAAAGUUCUCAACUUCGAACAAGCUAUCAAGGAAGGUGUCAUCAAGGUUAAAGACCUCCGUCUUCCUGAGCUCAUUGGAAUCAUAGACACAUGUUUCUGUUGUUUGAUCACAUGGCUCGAGGGUCACUCCCUGGCACAGACUGUGUUCACGUGUCUUUAUGUCCAUAACCCGGACCUGAUAGAGGAGCCAGCACUCAAAUCCUUUGCCCUGGGCAUCCUGAAGGUCUGUGACAUUGCCCGAGAGAAAGUCAACAAGGCUGCUGUGUUCGAGGAGGAGGAUUUCCAGGCCAUGACUUAUGGCUUCAAGAUGGCCAAUAAUGUUACAGACCUGCGGGUGACAGGUAUGCUUAAAGAUGUGGAGGAUGAGUUACAGAGAAAAGUUAAGAGCACGCGUAGUCGACAGGGUGAGCAGCGCGACCCAGAGGUUGAGCUGGAGCAUCAGCAGUACUUGGCACUCUUCAAUAGGAUCAAGUUCACACGCCUUCUACUGACUGCACUGAUUGCCUUCACCAAAAAAGAGACCAGCUCAGUGGGUGAGGCCCAGAAGCUUGUGGCCCAAGCAGCUGACCUCUUAUCAGCCAUUCAUUCCAGUAUUCAGCAUGGUAUCCAGUCACAGAAUGACACCACUAAAGGAGACCACCCCAUCAUGAUGGGCUUUGAGCCCCUGGUCAACCAGAGACUGCUGCCUCCUACGUUUCCUCGCUACGCCAAGAUUAUUAAGAGGGAGGACAUGGUGGCUUACUUCAGCAAACUUAUAGAACGCAUAAAGACAGUCUGUGACGUGAUCAACACAACCAACCUACAUGGCAUACUGGACUUCUUCUGUGAGUUCAGUGAGCAGUCUCCAUGUGUGCUCUCCAGAUCACUACUUCAAACAACGUUCCUGAUAGAUAAUAAGAAAGUCUUCGGCACCCACCUGAUGCAGGACACGAUUAAAGAUGCUCUGAGGUACUUCGUCAGCCCUCCUGUCCUCACAUACAAGUGUUGUCUGUUUAACAACCACCAGGCUAAGGACUACAUUGACUCUUUUGUUACACACUGCUCCAGACCAUUCUGCAGCCUGAUCCAGAUCCACGGACACAACCGAGCUCGGCAGAGAGACAAGCUGGGUCACAUUCUUGAAGAGUUUGCCACGCUGCAGGAUGAGGCAGAGAAGGUGGAUGCGGCGCUGCAUGGCCUACUGAUGAAACUUGAGCCUCAGCGGCAGCAUCUCGCCUGUCUUGGCACCUGGAUCCUCUACCACAACCUGAGGAUCAUGAUCCAGUACCUGCUGAGUGGCUUUGAACUGGAGCUCUACAGCAUGCACGAGUACUACUACAUCUACUGGUACCUGUCAGAGUUUCUUUACGCGUGGCUGAUGUCCACUCUGAGCAGAGCCGACACCUCUCAGAUGGCUGAAGAACGGAUUAUGGAGGAGCAACUGAAAGGACGCAGCAGCAAAAAGACCAAGAAGAAGAAAAAAAUUCGCCCUCUCAGCAAGGAGAUUACCAUGAGUCAAGCAUACCAGAACAUGUGUGCUGGCAUGUACAAGACAAUGGUAGCUUUGGAUAUGGAUGGAAAGGUGCCUAAGCCUCAGUUUGAGCUUGACAGCGAGCAGGUUCGCUACGAGCAUCGCUUCGCCCCAUUCAACAGUGUGGUCACCCCUCCACCUGUGCACUACAUCCAGUUUAAGGAAAUGUCCGAUUUGAAGAAAUACAAUCCUCCGCCAGGCUCGGCUGACCUCUACCUGGCAGCCAGCAAACAUUUUCAACAGGCCAAGCUCUUCCUAGAAAAUGUGCCUAUCCCAGAUCCAGAGGUGAACCGUAUACUGAAGGUGGCCAAACCCAACAUAGUGGUUAUGAAGCUGCUGGCUGGAGGACACAAGAAGGAGACAAAGGUGCUCCCUGAGUUUGACUUCUCGGCUCAUAAGUAUUUCCCUGUCGUCAAGAUAAUCUGAUGCUGCUCUUCAUCACAUGAGGAUGUCUCCGUGCAUCAGCCGAAACCUGAACAAGUGUGCAAUGGCCCCGAUUCAGCCCAUGUCUGAACAGUGUGUGUGAAUGAAUGAGAUACUGCAAAGGAGUGUUUGAUACAGCCCAUUUCUUUUCCCCCACCUGACUGAGAAAUGUGACCAGAGAAGUCACAACUGGACCUGAAUGAGUGUCAAUAUCCACAUCUGUGAAAGUCUGUUUGUUUGUGUGAUGUCAGACACAAAGAGGUGCUUUUGUGCACAGAACUGGCCAGUGGGAUUUUUUAUAAGCUGCCUCCUGAACAGUUUUGUUAUGGCUUGAAAAUAAUGCUGAAAUGACAAUGGAUGCAUAUCAUUAAAUCCUAUAAAAGAA